CAUGUCAAGUGUAAACGGAGAAGCAAGACAACGGUUUAGAUUCAGCGCAAAAGCAGGCCGAGAUUCCUUGCGAUUAUUAUUCACUACAGGCUUCUGACCAUCAGCAACGUCUCGGGAAUAUAUACAGUACAUUAAAGUCUCUGCGUCAAUGAAUAAUGCCUCUGAGUGGAUAGUCACAGUGCAGGGCUUGGUGGCGCUUUCUAGACAAAAAGCGGUGUUAAUCAAGCUGAACCUGCUACACUGUUCCUCUCCUUUCCCAUGUAAGUAGCCGGAGAAGGGACUUAUGUGGACGAGCAUCAAUGAUGUCAGGAAAGCAUUACAAUGGACAAGAAGUCAGCUGCUGCAUCAAAUAUUUUAUAUUUGGAUUUAACAUAAUAUUUUGGUUACUGGGGGUGACCUUCCUGGGAAUUGGACUAUGGGCAUGGAGUGAGAAGGGCGUGCUCUCAAACAUCUCCUCCAUCACUGAUCUGGGUGGGUUUGACCCCGUCUGGCUGUUUCUGGUGGUCGGGGGUGUGAUGUUUAUCCUGGGCUUUGCUGGUUGCAUCGGCGCUCUCAGAGAGAACACAGUCCUCCUCAAAUUUUUUUCAGUGUUCCUGGGGAUUAUCUUCUUCCUGGAACUGACGGCUGGGGUUCUUGCCUUUGUCUUUAAGGACUGGAUCAAAGACCAGCUCAACUUCUUCAUUAAUAACAACAUCAGAGCCUAUAGAGAUGAUAUUGACCUACAGAAUCUCAUCGACUUCACUCAGGAAUAUUGGGAGUGCUGUGGGGCGUUUGGAGCCAAUGACUGGGAUCUGAACGUAUACUUCAACUGCACAGACACCAACCCUAGCCGAGAGAAGUGUGGCGUUCCCUUCUCCUGCUGCACCAAGGACCCAGCGGAGGAUGUCAUCAACACACAAUGUGGAUAUGAUGUCCGGUUUAAAAUGGCUGAAGAGCAAAAGACCUACAUAUACGUGAAGGGCUGUGUGCCUCAGUUUGAGAAGUGGUUACAGGACAACCUGACAGUAGUAGCAGGCAUCUUUAUAGGAAUUGCCCUGCUGCAGAUUUUCGGAAUGUGCCUGGCCCAAAAUCUAGUGAGUGAUAUUGAAGCUGUGCAGGCGAGCUGUUUGUUCACCUGAAGAUAAUUUUGCUUCAGACAUUCCCAGGACUAGGGAGUAAUGGCCCCAGCAGCAGAACUCAACAUGCCAGGUUCAUCAGGUUGUGCGUGUCUACAGACGUAAUCUGCACUAUCAUGUAUUAUUGUAUGACUCCAAAUCUUUCUAGAGUAUUUCACAUGACAGACAUGUGUAUGAAAUGCUGUGUGUGUGUGUGUGUUGAGAUGUUUGAAUAUUAGAACACACUCUUACAUCAUGUUCCAUCAUUUUUCUUUCCAACUGAUAAUGUUUCUUAAAGACACAUAUACAGUUAUUAUUAUACUAAUGAAACUAUUUUGGUCCAGUUUUCGGACGGUGACUUCUGAUUUCCUUUUUCACACAUUUCAAUUUUGAUAAGCACUUGUUGUGUCCUGAUAUGUCAAAAUGUAUGUACCUGUACACUCCAUAAAGUGAAAGUCCAUAAUCUUUAGUGAACAACCUCUGACACCAGCAGAAUGUACCAUGAAAGUAUUGUCAAAUGAUGAUGUAUAAAAGUUCAGAGGUCCUGCUCAUGGCACAGAUGUAACAUGUUAUUAGCAGAGAAUAUCAAUUUAGAUUACAAACCGAAUUCAAAAAGUAUUCAGUCCACACUUUCUAUAAAAAACAAGUAUUUUUAGUUAUUUCAUAGUGGUUUUCCAUGAGGGAAAAUAUUACAGUUUAUUUAAAACAGUCUAAUGGAAUUAAUGAAUUAAUGUCAGAUAAUGAACAGAAAUGUGUAAAAUGUUAAAUAUAAAGGAUGUUAAAUGUAUAAGGGAAUGUGUCUCUAACACAGGCAUACUGUAAUCAACUGAACUAAUAUUGUAAGACAGAAUAUGUGAAAUCUCUUGAUUCUGUGCUGUACUAAAACCAUUUUAUUAAAUAAACAAAGCCUUUUUCACCUGC
Messenger RNA from Hemibagrus wyckioides, 2015 nucleotides. RefSeq names its product tetraspanin 5a (gene tspan5a). Gene Ontology annotation, cellular component: membrane. Lineage: Eukaryota; Metazoa; Chordata; Actinopteri; Siluriformes; Bagridae. The record is from RefSeq and is a predicted model, not a curated record. Gene Ontology annotation, biological process: regulation of vascular endothelial growth factor signaling pathway; protein maturation; protein localization to plasma membrane. The transcript is spliced from 10 exons. The coding region runs from base 300 to 1118 and encodes 272 amino acids.